Molecule: messenger RNA, 1008 nt
Organism: Helianthus annuus (common sunflower)
Lineage: Eukaryota; Viridiplantae; Streptophyta; Magnoliopsida; Asterales; Asteraceae
Exons: 2
Coding region: 9-872 (287 amino acids)
Source: RefSeq, a predicted model, not a curated record
AGCUUCAGAUGAAGGCUGAUGAGACUUCUGCCUCUUAUCUGAGUCGUGUGCAGGAAUAUGCAACAGCCUUGGCCAAUAUUGGUGAGCCCUUUAAAGACAAAGAUAUAGUAAUGCUUACACUUGCUGGUCUACGAGAUGAAUAUAGCGGACUUAAAGCCAAUUUACUUGCUCGUUCACCACCUGUUGCCUUUACUGAAUUACACGGCCUGCUGAGUGAUCAUGAGUUCAUGAUGACUCGACAUACACCAGCCAUUCCUACUGCCUUCACAGCCUCCACUUUCUCAGCCCCACCUACGGCCAACAGCACUGCUGGCCUUCUCCCCAACCCGGCACCACCACAGAAUCAACUGGCUACUUUACAACAAUUGGCUGCUCAGCUAGGGUAUAACAUCAGCCCUGCUUUUACCCAAAACCAACAGCCGCAGGCCUUCUUUACCAACCGUCAACCAACCAAUUAUCGCGGUAACCGUCGUGGUAAUUCUCGUGGCAACUAUCGUGGUAAUUAUAACAGGAACCGUGAUGAGUCUCAAACAUCUGGUGCCCAGAACCGUCAACCACAGUUUGCUUGGGCCUCUACUCAGAACACCGUGUAUGGUCAUUGUAACCGGUGUGGUAUUGGCCACAUUCCUGCACAAUGUCCUAACAAGGCUGGUCAAUCUUCCACACGCGACUCGCCCCAAGCAAAUUAUGCAGCCUUUUCUGAAGCUGGGUCUACAACUGGUUCACUCUGGAAACCUGACACAGGAGCAAAUGGUCAUGCUACACCCGACCUUGCAAGUUUGGACAACUCUGAGGCCUAUCUUGGUAACAAUUUCCUUCAUGUUGGCGAUGGACGAGUCUACACAUACCAUCCUACUCACGGGCCCAAGUGAACAAGGUCUCUACUCACUUUAUCUUCCAAAAUUGAAGUCCCUUCCACAUGUUUCCUUCACAGCAACUAAAGCUCCGUCAGCGAUCUGGCAUCAACGCCUCGGCCAUCCCAAUGCUCGAGUUUUUCAAUCUAUAAUG